Messenger RNA from Priapulus caudatus, 1088 nucleotides. RefSeq lists its product as uncharacterized. The record is from RefSeq and is a predicted model, not a curated record. NCBI's taxonomy places the organism in Eukaryota, Metazoa, Priapulida, Priapulimorpha, Priapulimorphida, Priapulidae. Gene Ontology annotation, cellular component: membrane. The transcript has 4 exons. Gene Ontology annotation, molecular function: purinergic nucleotide receptor activity; ATP binding; monoatomic ion channel activity. Gene Ontology annotation, biological process: monoatomic ion transport. Bases 204 to 923 code for a protein of 239 amino acids.
UAUACCUUCUUUGAUACGCCCUAAUUUGCCGGUGCAUUCGAUGUAAACAAACGCUCGACUUCAACACAACCGCCAUUUUCGAAAGCGCUUGCGUAGCGCCCAGACGCAGCUAGCCGAUAGGCGAACAUUUGCGGGACUUGCGAAAUUAGUGUGGCAGCCAUGGCAACGCAUUGUAAACACAGACGGGAGUUUGCACACACAGUAUGGAUUCGUCUAACAGUAGCACAUCCGGAAGGUCCUUCCAAGAGGAGGCCCAACCAUCUCCAAAGCGGAAGAGAGCGACACGGGGCAGAGGAAGGGGAAGGGGAAGAGGACGAGGAAGAGGAGGCAGGCAAGCAAGUGUGAGCCAAACAGCACAGGCUGUCCAAGAUGCCCACACACAGCGAGAAGCAAGGCAGAAAUUGCUAGAGGACCACCUGGAGAGCAUGUCCAUGGCAGAAUCGAGGGCCUUACUGCUAACUUUAGCACGUAAGCAUCCUGAGAUUCUGCUGUGGACAUGCAACCUCCACACACCUGCGCCGGGUGGACAUCACCCGACACCAUCCGGGGAUGCUCCUUCAUGGUGCAGGUGUGGCAGCUGCCGAGAAAUGCCCACAGAAGUGGAGCGGUGUUGCUGCGGGCAUCAGCCGGAUGAGUGUUUGUCGAGAGAAGAUCGUUUGUGUGGAAUGGUACUCGACCCCGUCUAUUUAGCGGCGUUUGAGCUCUACCGCAGUGAUGUGCUUGGGGGAUAUGAAUCGGAUCCGGAUGAUCCAUUGAAGCCGAAGCGGCACGCUGCAUAUCGGCUGUACACUUUACUUCAGCAUGGAGUACUCGGCCGAUCAAUGCGCCGAGUAAUUCCAUCAUGCUGCGUGUGGAGCGUGAGGGAUCGAUAUCCGAACCCUCACGGGGUCUACACCGGCUUUAAAGCAGACCGGUUAGCUUAGCUAUUUUGUUGUACCUGUAUUACGAGAUUUUUGCCAAAAAAUAUAGCAAACUAUACUCUCACCUCACAGCGGAUAUAUCGGUAUACGGCAGGAGUAGGUAAUAAGGAAGGAGUGUGACAUCAAUAAACAAGGGAAAUUCGUCAUUUACUAGCCUUAUAAUACCUA